This is a messenger RNA of Colletotrichum scovillei, 1604 nucleotides long. RefSeq names its product exosome complex subunit Rrp46. The transcript has 3 exons. NCBI's taxonomy places the organism in Eukaryota, Fungi, Ascomycota, Sordariomycetes, Glomerellales, Glomerellaceae. Bases 111 to 842 code for a protein of 243 amino acids. The record is from RefSeq and is a predicted model, not a curated record. Gene Ontology annotation, biological process: U4 snRNA 3'-end processing; rRNA catabolic process; nuclear mRNA surveillance. Gene Ontology annotation, cellular component: nuclear exosome (RNase complex); nucleolus; cytoplasmic exosome (RNase complex).
CGUUGUACUAAUUCGCACUCGCUUUUCGAGCAUACCUCAAGGGAGAAAUCCUAACUCAUCAAUUCAUUCCCUUGUCCUCAUUCUCCAUCAUUCCCGCAUCACCAUUCGUCAUGACUCUCAAUUCGAACCCCCAGGCCCGCAUCUCACAUCUGCCGCGAGCAGAUGGCUCGGCAACGUUUUCAAGAGGCGGCUAUUGCGUGGUUGCGGCCGUCAAUGGGCCGAUUGAGGUCCAACGACGAGACGAAAACCCCUUCGAAUCAGUCGUUGAUGUUGUCGUACGACCUGCUGCAGGGGUUGGAGGCACAGGAGAACGCCAACUCGAGAACAUCUUGCGGUCCGCCCUUCGCCAGCUGAUUCCCGUCAAGAAUUUUCCUCGAUGUCUUAUUCAGGUUACGCUCCAGGUGACUGAGACGCCGCAGAAUGACUAUGCAAACAGCAAAGUAGUACAAGCUCAGUCUAGUCUGCCCCUGCUACCGGCUCUCUUUCACAGCGCCAUCUUGGCCUUGCUGUCGGCUGCUGUGCCUUUGAAGGCUAUUGCCACAUGUGCCACUUUGGCCGUUGUCCAGAAGGGUGACAAGAUCAUCGCUGACCCGUCUCCUCUGGAGAUUGACCAGUCAAAAUCGCUUCACGUUGUCAUCUUCACGUCGGAGAACGACCUGUUGUUGUUGGAGAGUGAGGGGACGUUCUCCAUGGCCGAGUGGGAUGAAGUGAUCAACAAAGGUCAACCAGUGUGCAGCCAACACCGUCAAGCGGAGCUAGGUGACGCCAUGGACGAUGACAGCCAAGACGCAACCGACAUGCAGCAGUUCAUCCGGACCGUCAUGGAAUCAAAGGCUGCGUAAAAUCAGCCCAUCAAUCGAAGUAUGCAGGGUCUUGGAACCGCCGAGCGACAACCGAGGCGCGGGUGGUUCCUUAUUCAGGAGUUCCAGUGAAGAAGAGAUGUCGACACUGGCUCAAUGUAAUCGAUGAUAAGAAGGACGAUACCAACGAGCAACGCGCGGCAUCGACGUCUAGCCUCUAGGUAUCAGGGACGGCGCCCUUGUAUCAAAAGGGAUGGUCUGGAUUGGUUCACUCAGUUAUCAACGGUGAAAACGACAGACUGGGGAGAGUAUCGAAACGAGACGGCCGACGGGGUGGCAAGACGAAUUAUCAUGAGGUUUCCUCAGGGGAAGAGCAACGAUGACAGCAGCUGGAAACACUGUUGGAGCUGGGAGCCGGGGACCGGCUCGGCAAUGGGCCUAUUCACAGGCUAUCACUUAUCACAAACGUCAGAAGCAGUAGCAACAUGACACGGAAGACAAGGGCCAGAAAGUUAUCCCGCGGCCGAUGUUGGGAGAAGUAACUUGACUGGGUCAGGUCGCAUAUCAAAGUCAAGUAAAGUGGAUUGGUACUUAUCGACGGCGUUGUUUGGCCUGUUUGAAGGUCGCUGAAAAUGCGGCGUGAGGCGGUGUUUCAGCUCGAUCUCAGGGGUCCUGAAGCGGGCAGGGGCACGGGGAAACCUGCGACAAUGACAGGCCCCGAGGUUAGGAGCUACCGGGUGUUUCUGACCAGGACGUCUCCCAUAGCGGUGUUACCUUUGACGCUCUCCCGCCUGCGGAGGAAAC